This is a messenger RNA of Dromiciops gliroides (monito del monte), 1230 nucleotides long. It is a transcript of the gene JAGN1, whose product is annotated as jagunal homolog 1. Gene Ontology annotation, cellular component: endoplasmic reticulum membrane. NCBI's taxonomy places the organism in Eukaryota, Metazoa, Chordata, Mammalia, Microbiotheria, Microbiotheriidae. The transcript is spliced from 2 exons. The record is from RefSeq and is a predicted model, not a curated record. Gene Ontology annotation, biological process: endoplasmic reticulum organization; granulocyte colony-stimulating factor signaling pathway; vesicle-mediated transport. Bases 136 to 687 code for a protein of 183 amino acids.
CGUUCGGCCGGGCUCGGCUCCCGCUCGGCUGCGUUCGGCCAGGCUCGGCUGAGGUAGCCCGUCUGGCGGGGGCGGGUCGGGUGGGCAGCCUCGCUCUCACGCUCGCUCUCCGGGCCUCUGGUUGGGCUUGGUGCGAUGGCGUCUCGCGCGGGGCCCCGGGCGGCGGGCACCGACGGCAGCGACUAUCGGCACCGGGAGCGCGUGGCCUCGCACUACCAGAUGAGCGUUACGUUCAAGACUGAGAUUAAGAGGCUGAUCUACAUUCACAUAGGUCUUUGGCUCCUGUUAGCGGCCCAGAUGUGUGUGGGGCAUCUGAAGCUCCUGUCCUAUGAUCAAGUCGCCAUGCCCUACCAGUGGGAAUACCCCUACCUGCUGAGCAUUGUGCCCUCUGGUUUUGGCCUGCUCUCAUUCCCCCGAAACAACAUAAGCUACUUGGUGCUCUCCAUGAUCAGCACGGGCCUUUUCUCUAUUGCCCCUCUCAUCUAUGGCACCAUGGAGAUGUUUCCUGCUGCCCAGCAGCUGUACCUCCACGGCAAGGCAUACCGUGUCAUCUUUGGCAUCUCUGCUGUCUCCAUCAUGUACCUGGUGCUGGUAGUAGCCGUCCAGGUGCAUGCCUGGCAGCUCUACUACAGUAAGAAACUACUGGACUCUUGGUUCACCAGUACACAGGAGAAGAAGCGUAAAUGAAGCGGGACGCAUGGACUAUGGGCUGUAAUUGGGGGUGGGCAUGGGGCUGGGGGAGGGGGGAGGGGAGGCUGGGCCUCAAAUUGAGAGAAGUGGGAGGGGAGAGGGACUAGUCCUGAAAUACUCUCCAAGCCACUGGCCUAGUAAGGUUGGCAGCGGGUGCACAGUAGGCUGAGAUUCCGGAAAACAUUUCCUACCUCCCUCACCUGCGUGUUGGAAAGGCCGUGUUGAUGUAGGGCUCUUGGAGUUGGAUGGGGCUCCCUUUGGCCAGGAUUGGAUGAUCUAAUGCUGUGGCUUGAGCCCUUCAGGAUUUCCCUUGAGAGAUGGACUAUCCUCUUCAUCUCCUGUUUACCAUCUCUUUUACUCCUUCCUUCCAUCCCUUCCAUUCCUUCCUGCAGCCAUGAAGACAAGCAGAGACCAAGCAGAAGCUGGUAAUGAAUCCGGUUCCAUACUUUCUAGGGAGGAAAUACCUGUAGGUUGUGUGGUCUCUGAUGCCAAGAAUCAUGACUCAAAAAGGAACUCAAUAAAAUUCACCUGUGUCCUGAC